AGCGUCUUCACCGGCUCAACUGUUCGCACUGAACGCCCAUCUUUCCGAUCGUUGCGCAGCAUGCUGGACCUGCUCACCAUCUUCUCAGCCACGGGGCUCCAGCAAGAGUUGGAGGCAGCCAAAGGAGAGAAGAGUUUGAUGAUGCGCCAGGACUUGGAGCACACCUUUCUGGAGAGCGCGGCCGACUGCGUGUCACGUGCGCUGCAAGUGGUGGAUGGUGCCAUGGCGCAAGGUGUGGAUGCUCUCCUUGGUUCUGAGACCGCCGAAAAAGCGCCAACGGUGGAGCCAAAGAAAGUGUGAUGCCAUGGCGGCUGACGUUGGCUCCAAGCGACUGACGACUGGAACAUGAAUUUUCA
Molecule: messenger RNA, 356 nt
Organism: Cladocopium goreaui
Lineage: Eukaryota; Dinophyceae; Suessiales; Symbiodiniaceae
Source: the annotation of a GenBank genome assembly